Insectozyma verbasci is the source of this 2664-nucleotide messenger RNA. The record is from the annotation of a GenBank genome assembly. NCBI's taxonomy places the organism in Eukaryota, Fungi, Ascomycota, Pichiomycetes, Serinales, Debaryomycetaceae.
AUGGAUAUUCCAUUAAAAUCACAACCUAAAGUAUCUACAGUUAGUUUAUUAGAUGAUUCUAAAUUUCAAAUUUCAAAAAAUUGCCAUCAUCAUGACUCAACACCAACAAUUACAGAAUUAGAUAUACCUAAAUCCCGAAGAUCCAGUAAAUCACCAAGUCAAUUAAAUUCAAAUUUUUCUUAUCGUUCAACUAGACGUUUUUCCGAAACUGAAAAGAAUAAUUUUGAUAAUGAAACUGGUCAUAGAAUAUAUGAAGAUGGAAAAAUACGGCCGCAGGUAAAUGACUACGACGUUGUUGAUGAAUCACCACCUAAAUUAUAUUCAAGAUCUCAUGAUUUUAACAUAGAUGAUAAUUAUCAUUUUAAUAAAGGAUUAGAAGAUGAAUAUAUCCCGGGUGUAGAUUUUGCAGACAUGAUAUAUAAAUGGAAUAACAAUAAUAAUAACAAUGUUUCAGAUAAUGAAUUGAGUAGGUUUACAACUACCUCCACUACAAAUCCAAAUUCAAUUUCAAAUACACCAAGGUCAAAAGAAGCAUCAUAUUUAGAUUUAAAUUUGUUACAUGCAAAAGUUGCACCCCAACCAAUUAAAUCAAAUAAUCAACCUACAAAUCAAUAUUCAUUUCUGAAAUUACAUGAUUAUAUAAAGAAAAACCAUAAGAUAAAAGAUUCAGAAGAAGUAGCCCCAGAAACUGAAGAAGAAAUCACCGAAUUAACACCAGAUAAUAUAAAUAAAAGUAAUGAUACAUUAAAUGAGUCAAACAAAAACAAACGUGAAUCAAAUUUCACCAAUCGUAGCCUGAAGAAACCAAAAUCAGCAAUUGAUCCAGUCACUGGAGAUAUCAAUUAUGAAUUAAUUCUAAAUAGUCUACCUCCCAAUUUUACUGAUUUACCAUAUUCACAACGUAAAAAAUUAGUUCAAUCAUAUUCUGAUUCAAUUGAUUAUUCCCAAUUUAGUUUAUUUGCUAAAAAUUAUCUUGGUACUUCUAUAGGGUCAAGUUCAGGUGGUAAUAAAACUCCAAGAAGUGGUUCAAUAGGUGGAUAUAAUUCAAAUAAUAAUAGUUUUGUAAGAAAACUGAGAAUGGGAAGUGUUAAUACAAUUGCAGGUAGAUUAUUAGCUCGAACUUCAACAACGGAUUUAAAAACAUUACCAGAAUUAAAUAAACCAAAAUAUAAUGUUGAUGAAAAAGGAGCAUUUGUAAUGGGUCAUGAAUUGGGAAAAAUUAUAGGAUUUGGAGCAUGGGGUACUAUUAGAGAAUGUGUAGAUAAAGAAGGAAAUGUAAGGGCAAUUAAGAUUGUUAAAUCAACGAGAGAGAAUAAUAGUUCAAGAUCAAAUUCAAGAAAUAGUUCAAGAACAAACUUACAUGAUGAUUUAGAGAAAUGUUUAAAAGUGUUAGAGGUAUUCAAAAAGGAAAUAUCCAUAUGGAAAACAUUACAUCAUGAGAAUAUUUUACCCUUAAUUGAUCACAUUGAGACCGAAGACGCUAUAUUUUGUAUAAUGAAUAGAAUUAAUGGAGGUACAUUAUUUGAAUUGGUCUCAUCAUGGGGUUUAUACAAUUCAGGAAUCAAUACAACUUCCGGAUCACUUGAAUUUUCAAUAAAACAACAAAGAGAACGAUUAGCUAAAGUAGUUGAAUGUACUAAACAAAUAGUAAAAGCUUUAUUAUACAUGCAUGAAGAAAAAGGAAUAGUUCAUGGUGAUAUCAAAUUAGAAAAUGUAUUAGUUGAAAAAGAUAAAUCAGGAAAUUUGAAAAUGAUAUUAUGUGAUUUUGGAAUGUCAAGAAUAUACAGCUCAAGAAUAAGUAGAAAAAAUUCAAUUAAGAAAAUACCAACAUAUAAUCCAGAUAAUGAAGUUGAUGAAGAUAUGUUAAUGAUGAGAUCAAAAUCAUCAAAUACAGAAAUAAGAAAACCUUAUAAUGGAGGAGAUACAAAAAAUACUCGAAAUUUAAAUAUUAAAGAUGAUUCAAAUAUAGGUAUUGUUGGUAAUUUUUUUAAAAAUCAUGGUCCUUCAUUACAAUCAGUACCACUAACUCCAGACAUCUCACCAACUACAUCUACCCCAAAUGGAACCAAUUAUUUUCAUCUUCCAAGAAAACAUUGGGCCAAAUAUUCAAAUUCACAACAUCAUGAUCAAGAAGGUGUUGAUUCAAAUUUACCACAUUCACAUAUUGGAUCAUUACCUUAUGCAUCACCCGAAUUAUUACAACCAUCUCCACCUCCAUUGGGACCUCUGGCUGAUGUUUGGGCAUUGGGUGUGUUGAUAUUUGCUAUGUGUGUAGGUAAAUUACCAUUUCAACAUCAAUAUGAACCUAGAUUAAGAGCGACCAUAACAGCUGGGAAAUUUAAUAAAUUAGAUUUGGAAAAAGCUUGUUUAAUAGAAUGGAUAUUUAAAGAAGAGAAAAAGAGAAUGAAGAAAGAAGAUGGUGCAAAUGUUGAUGAUUCUGAUGGAAUACCUGCUUCUGUAUUAUUACAAUCUCUGUCAAUGGUAGAUUUGAAAAGACAAGAACAAUUAGUUAAUUUACAAGCUGAAUGGAAACAAUAUACUCAAGUUCAUGAUAAAGAAUUUGAAUGGUUAUAUGAAAUUGUAAUUGGCUGUUUAGAAUUAAAUAUUACUAAAAGAUGGGAUAUGGAAAUGAUUAAUGAUUACUUGGAACAAUAUGCUCCAUGA